AUGCAGCCUUCGACAGUGACGAAAGAACCCUCAAAUCCUUCUAGUUUUGUAUCCGAAUUGGGUUCUUCUGCGUUUAAUAAUUCGAGGCUCAAUCGAGAUGGGAACUCAGCAUUUUUAACGAACUACUUGUAUUUUGAUGCAAAAAGGGAGCCAAAGGCUUCGGCUUCAUUGAAUUUGAGCACCAAAGGUUCUGCCUUUAGGUUUAGAAGAGCGUUGAAUCAGUUUAACAGAGCUAUUAAGUUCCAUUGUGAGAGAAUUCCACUUGGUUUUGCUGAGUCUCGGGUUAAUUCUGAGGAGAAUAAUGGGUUUAGAAACGAUGGGAAUGGGGUGUUGGAGAAUUCGGAGGAAGCGCCGGUUAGUGGUGAUUCUAAAUGUCCUAAGAAGGUUUUGAUUUUGAUGAGCGAUACAGGUGGGGGUCACAGGGCUUCAGCCGAGGCCAUCAAGGCUGCUUUUCGUGAAGAGUAUGGAGAUGAUUAUCAGGUGUUUGUUACUGAUUUAUGGACGGAUCAUACGCCAUGGCCAUUUAACCAACUGCCGAAAAGUUAUAACUUCCUUGUUAAACAUGGAACUCUGUGGAAGAUGACAUAUUAUGCUUCUGCACCACGUGUGAUUCAUCAAUCCAAUUUUGCUGCCACAUCAACUUUUAUCGCUCGAGAUGUUGCUAGAGGAUUGAUGAAAUACCGGCCAGACAUUAUUAUCAGUGUCCAUCCUUUGAUGCAACACGUUCCACUUCGUAUCUUGAGGGCUAAGGGUCUCUUGAAGAAGAUAGUUUUUACCACAGUGGUAACAGACUUGUCUACUUGUCAUCCUACAUGGUUUCAUAAGCUUGUAACAAGAUGCUAUAGCCCUUCAGAAGAGGUAGCAAAACGAGCACUAAGGGCUGGUCUUCAGCCUUCUCAAAUUAAAGUUUAUGGCCUUCCUGUACGGCCUUCCUUUGUGAAGCCUGUUCGUCCCAAGAAUGCAUUGAGGAAGGAAAUGGGAAUGGAUGAUUACCUCCCUGCUGUUUUACUAAUGGGUGGUGGAGAAGGCAUGGGUCCCAUUGAGGCUACUGCAAGAGCACUCGGUGAUGCAUUGUACGAUGAGGCUCACAAGAAACCAAUUGGUCAGGUUCUUGUGAUUUGUGGCCGCAAUAAAAAACUUGCCAACAAACUGCAAUCUGUCAACUGGAAGAUUCCCGUACAGGUGAAGGGGUUUGUCACAAGAAUGGAGGAUAGCAUGGGUGCUUGCGAUUGCAUUAUCACUAAGGCUGGUCCAGGAACUAUUGCGGAAGCAAUGAUUCGAGGACUCCCUAUAAUUAUAAAUGAUUACAUUGCUGGUCAGGAAGCUGGAAACGUGCCAUAUGUCGUCCAAAAUGGAUGCGGGAAAUUUUCAAAGUCUCCAAAAGAGAUAGCUAAUAUUGUUUUUCAAUGGUUUGGUCCAAAACAAGACGAGCUCAAAGCCAUAUCGCAAAAUGCAACGAGGCUUUCAAGGCCCGAUGCUGUAUUUAGGAUUGUCCAUGAUCUUCAUGAAUUGCUCAGAAACAGAAACUAUGUACCCCCACAGUACUGUGCAGCUUGA
Messenger RNA from Fraxinus pennsylvanica, 1557 nucleotides. NCBI's taxonomy places the organism in Eukaryota, Viridiplantae, Streptophyta, Magnoliopsida, Lamiales, Oleaceae. The record is from the annotation of a GenBank genome assembly.